Molecule: messenger RNA, 2105 nt
Organism: Aphanomyces astaci
Lineage: Eukaryota; Oomycota; Saprolegniomycetes; Saprolegniales; Verrucalvaceae
Exons: 10
Coding region: 23-2050 (675 amino acids)
Biological process (GO): phosphate ion transport; cellular response to phosphate starvation
Cellular component (GO): Golgi apparatus; cytoplasm; plasma membrane
Molecular function (GO): inositol hexakisphosphate binding
Source: RefSeq, a predicted model, not a curated record
CACGGGUACAGUUCGGGUGAGCAUGCUCACGUUCAAGGAGAAGUUGGCGCACAACUUGGUGCCUGAGUGGGAAGAGCACUACGUCAACUACUCGGAGCUCAAGCACCAUGUCAAGCAGAUUCAGCGGCGCGCGAGCUUCCUCGCCAUGUCGUCGGGCGACUACACCGAGUCGAAUGAGCCGGAGCGAGCUCGGUUGAUCAAGACGUCCAAGCCGACCCACUUCGAAGAGGAGUUCCUCGACGAGUGCGAAAAGGUCGAGAGGUGGUACUGCACGCAGCUGGAAGAGUUCCAUAAGCAGUUCGCUCUCUUGCAGGACCAGUACGCCCAAGCGCGGACGAGUCAGGCGCCGCUGGUGCCACCAACCACAGACUUGGACGACGCGCCAGUCGAGUCGGACGCGUUCACGUUGGAACGGGAUUCGAUCAAGCAAUCCCUCGUCGAACUGUACAAGUUGUUGCGCCUGCUGCAGAACUUUGCACUGUUAAACUACACGGCGCUUCGCAAGGUGCUCAAGAAGCACAAGAAGAAAUGCGGCGCGCGCUUUGAAAAGGCCCACCGGUCGCUGAACGACUCGCUGCACGACUACGCGUUCAGUCAUGCGCUGCCUGUGAAGGAGAGCAUUCUGCAUUUAGAGCACUACUUCACCGCGACCUUCCACGACAACGACCGCGUGCUGGCGCUGGCCGAGCUGGACGACUGGAAGGACUCGACGCUCAACUGGCAGAACGUGUACACAGGACUCAAGAUGGGCAUGUGCAUGGUAUUGGCCACGUGGCUGCUCUGGGAUGACGUGGCGCUGGUUGCGUUGUCGCAGAGUCAAGGGAACCAUCCCAUUCGACUAGUGCAAACCAAGGCAUACCCGUUCUACCGUGGCGUGGCGCUGUUCCUGUUCUUCCUGUGGCUGUGGGGCGCUACCUUGUAUGCGUGGCAAGCGGCCAGAAUCAACUACCGCUACAUUUGUGAAUUGGACCCCCACGCGACCCAAGAUUUUGCCCACGUGUUUGACGACGCCAGUCACUUGAGCAUGCUGUAUUUGAUCAACUUUAUCGUCUACGUCCAAGUGGAAAAUCACUCCCUACCGGAAUACAUUUCCAAGGGAUAUAUACCCCUUGUGCUAGCGCUGUACUUUAUAUUUUUCUUCUUAUCGAAAGACUGGGGCCAUCAAAGGCGGCUGGUGCGGGUAUUGCGAGACAUUGUGUUGUUGCCGCUGUUCCCAGUAACGUUUAUGCACACGUUUGUGUGCAACUACCUCACAAGUGCGGCGAAAAUGAACCAAGAUUUUGCCUGGUCCGUGUGCUUUUUCACGACGGGCGAGUUCCUCGAGCCAUCGACGUCGACAUCUGCCUGUUCGUCCAACUUUUAUUACGCCCGUGUAGCUGUGCCGUUGAUCUCCGCCCUUCCUCUGUGGUGGCGAUGCGUGCAAAGCCUGCGUCGGGUGUACGAGAUGAAGGGGUGGUUUCCUGGGCUUUUGAACGCCAUCAAGUACGCGCUGGCCCAACUGGUGGUGCUGUUUGGUUUAUUUCAUUCAUUCUAUUCGCCAGUGGAGCCCAGCAACGUCGUGCAGGUGCUGUGGGUGGUGCUAUUCGUCGUGAGCUCCGUGUACAGUUGGCUGUGGGACGUCGUGAUGGACUGGGGACUGGGCCGUCCGCAGAACCAUUUCCUCGGCGACGGCCACAUGUACUCUAGACGAUGGGUGUACUAUGCGGCGAUGGCGGUGGACUUUGUGCUGUGCUUUUCAUGGACGUUGGCUCUGAUUCCACCCACAGACGAGUAUUCGGUCGUCGUGGGGGUCCUCUUGUACCUCCAGCCCGUGACCAUGUUCAUGGAGCCCAUCCGCCGGUCCAUGUGGAGCUGCUUUGCCAUGGAGAACGAGCACCUGCGCAACACCCUGGGCUUCCGUAAGGAACGAUUCAUUCCCCUGCACUUUGAGCGCAAACCGCACAAGAAAGCCACAGACAAGCGAGACGACUCACAGUACGCGGUCAAGGUGGUCGCGCUGGCGGUCGUGGUGGUUGCCUUGAGUGCAUCGGCCAUCUUCCUCGGCAACUGAGGCGGCAUACUGCAUACAUACUGUAAUCAAUUGUACUGGGAUUAGAGUUGUGGAG